UAUUAAGAUCAGUAAGAUAAUAGCAGAGGAUUGGAUGUCAGCAGACAGUGUGUCUCCCUCUCCAAACAACCCCUUAAGCAGAGCCUUUAGUCAUCCUAUUUCUCCUGUUUAAACAAACAAAAUCAUAUAAAUAUAUAAUAUAUAUUUUUCAAAUAUGCGAAGAGGAGUUUGAAUUUUUGAGAGAUCGAGUUGCUGUUCAACUAUGGAAGUACCUAGCUCAUGGGACGCGUUACGCAAACAGGAGUCUCCUAAAAAAUUCACUUGUCAAUGUUGCACUGUGGUUGAUGAAAGAUGGGGAUAGUACAAGUACGAUGAAUGGAGUACAUGAUCAAAGUUCUCUUCAGCUCAUUACACACCAAGAAGGAGGCAGACUCUCUAUAAUCCUUUCUUGGGAUCACUUUACAUUUGAAGUGGAUGUGAGAGAAGUUGGACAUGACAUUAACGGAUUAAAAAUUUCUCUAGUCCCCAUUAAUUGUGAAUACUGAAUUUGGUUUCCCCAGAUAAGUUGAUGAACAGUUUGAAAUUUAAUACCUUACCCACAGGUGGCAAGCUUGAUUCUUUUUGAGGCAUCAGCCCAACGUGAAGAAUCAAAAUGAUGUUAAGGCAAGAAAACUGGAAGCGCAAUUGGAUGAGCAGAUGAAUUCUUACAGGAAGUUUGUUUCCACUAAGGUUUCUACUAAAGUAGACUCAGCUGGAAAUGAUCUUGAAUCUGGGAUAGAUAGACUACUAAAACAACUACAACAAGUCAAUAUUCAAAUGCAAGAUUGGGUUUCAUCUGGAGGAUCUGAAAUGGUUUCUCACACCUUGACUCGUCAUCAAGAAAUUCUCCAAGAUAUCACUCAGGAAUUUUAUCGUCUUCGCUCCAGCCUUAAAGCUAAGCAAGAACAUGCUUCACUCCUUGAGGAUUUUAGGGAGUUUGAUCGGAGUAGAUUAGAUUUCGAAGAAGGUGUUGGUUCUACAGAACAAGCUCUCCUUAAAGAGCAUAGAUCCAUUAGCCGAAGUGCAGGGCAGAUGGAUUCUGUAGUUUCUCAAGCUCAAACAACUCUUGGUGCCCUGGUCCUUCAACGUUCAACUUUUGGGGGCAUCAACUCAAAGCUCAGCAAUGUUAGAAGCCACCUUCCCUCGGUAAAUAACAUUCUGUCAGCAAUAAAGAGAAAAAAGUCAAUGGAUACCAUCAUUCUUUCCCUUGUUGCAUCGAUCCAUGUUUCUGGGGAAAUAAGUUGCAAGGAUGAGCAAAUCUAUGUAAAAGAUGCAAAGAGAUUGGAAGGAUUAAAAAGGUGGGGGUUUUUUCAACUCAUGCCAAGUGAGAACAAUUCCAAGUAAUGUCUAAUGGUAAAGUUUUGUUUAUCUUGAAUGAUUUUGUAAUGUUGGAAAAAAGCGAGUCAUCAGAGCAAUGAUCAAAAUUAUUUUGUUUCUUCUUCA
This is a messenger RNA of Mangifera indica (mango), 1422 nucleotides long. RefSeq names its product Golgi SNAP receptor complex member 1-1-like. The transcript is spliced from 9 exons. The record is from RefSeq and is a predicted model, not a curated record. Gene Ontology annotation, biological process: vesicle fusion; endoplasmic reticulum to Golgi vesicle-mediated transport. Gene Ontology annotation, molecular function: SNAP receptor activity. The coding region runs from base 637 to 1323 and encodes 228 amino acids. Lineage: Eukaryota; Viridiplantae; Streptophyta; Magnoliopsida; Sapindales; Anacardiaceae. Gene Ontology annotation, cellular component: Golgi membrane; cis-Golgi network; Golgi medial cisterna.